This is a messenger RNA of Ictalurus furcatus (blue catfish), 2741 nucleotides long. It is a transcript of the gene bcap31, whose product is annotated as B cell receptor associated protein 31. Lineage: Eukaryota; Metazoa; Chordata; Actinopteri; Siluriformes; Ictaluridae. Gene Ontology annotation, cellular component: endoplasmic reticulum; endoplasmic reticulum membrane. Gene Ontology annotation, biological process: endoplasmic reticulum to Golgi vesicle-mediated transport; intracellular protein transport. The coding region runs from base 128 to 871 and encodes 247 amino acids. The transcript is spliced from 8 exons. The record is from RefSeq and is a predicted model, not a curated record.
UUAGUGAUUACGCCACGCAUACCGGAAGUGAAACGCAGAAAACGGUUGAAGUUUUUGGCACGCCCAUCUCUCUCUCUGGUUUUUUUUUGUAUCUUUGUUAAAUUGUUUUUUAUUUUAGGUUUGCAGUAUGAGUCUGCAGUGGACGGCUGUGGCGACUUUCCUCUACGCCGAGGUGUUCUUCAUCCUGCUGCUCUGCGUGCCCUUCAUCUCCCCCAAAAGAUGGCACAGAAUAUUCAAGUCUCGCCUGGCGAUUACCAUUACGACGUACGGGAACACAGCCUUCAUUGUGAUCAUCUGCAUCCUUGUGUUCCUUCUGGUUGAUGCGUUCAGAGAAGUACGGAAGUACAGCGUGACCGAUAAGGUGGAUCUCUCAAACAACCCCGUGGCCAUCGAGCACAUCCACAUGAAACUGUUCAGAGCGCAGAGGAACGAAUACAUCGCUGGCUUCGCCCUGCUGCUCUGCCUUUUGCUGCGACGUCUGGCCAGCCUUCUUUCCCAGCAAGCCACGCUCAUGGCCUCCAACCAGGCCUUCCAGAAACAAGCAGAGAGCGCGAGCGACGCCGCCCGGAAGUACAUGGAGGAGAACGAGAAGCUUCAGGAGAAACUGAGGGAUGCGGGAGUGGAGAUCCCGGAGGUGGGAGGCAAGGCUAAGAGCAGCGCAGAGGAGGAGAGCAAGACCCUGAAGGAGGAGGUCAGGAGACUGAAGGAUGAGCUUGAAGCCACCAAGAAAGCUCAUCAGAAGUCUGACGGUGAUGUGAAGGCGAUGAAAAAGCAGGCGGAGAAUCUGACAGUGGAAUACGAUCGCCUGCUGGAGGAGCAUGCCAAAUUACAGGCAUUGUUCGACUCUCAGCAUGACAAGAAGUCGGACUGAUGAAGUUUACCCCACGCACCUGUCUGUCUGACCUCUUCCUCCUUCAAGUCUGGUCCACACAUCACUUCCUGUUGCUGGAUUGUACAGGAUUUAGGAGCAAUCCCAUCCUGUAUGCUUGCUCUAAUAACGCUACGUUCAGUGUGUCGCAAAUCCUGUUUAUUCUUUGUUCUUUGUUUUUUUGGUUUUUUUGGGUAUGUGAAAGUUAGACCAUUUUCCCUCUUGAACGUAACCUAUUUUUGUAUCGUCAUAUUUUUGAGUGAGUGUGUGGUUUGAUGGGAAAGGGGUAGAGGGUUGAACGGUGUCUCAUUUUGUUUAGCAUUUUACUAGAUGGACUAAGAAAUUCUUGUGGAUUAUGAUGUUGGUAAUCCUGUUCAGAUGGUAAAAUAAUAUAAUUGUGUGAUUGUUUGCCGAGAAAGUUAUGUGGAAUUGUUUUAAGGUAUUCUCCAGUAGUUAUUUUUGCCUUAAAAGGAGACGAUUGAAUGAGUGCUUGUGUUCUAACUAAACGGUGGCGAGUAUGUGGUUUUUGGUGUCUGGUUUAGGCGUCGUUACACUAUACACUUUGACUAAGCACUAAAGACUUCCUCUCAGUUUACUUUCACAUGUUCCACCAUUGUAUCCUCCCUCCCCCCCCGUCCUUUCUCUUGUAUCUCUUUCACCCUCCUCAAGCCUUCGCUGUAGGAAAAUAAUCACCUCCGCUGUAGUCUCUGAAGCGAUGGCUCCGUCUCCUCCAGAGAAGUAAUAAAAAGGCACAGCGGACUAGUUUAUUCCAGUCCACGCUGGUUUCAGUUGCUCUCUGUGAAGCAGACAAAGCUGCGAUCGCAGCGACAGUGGCAGCUCAGAUCGUGUUUCCAAACAUCGCCGCGUCUAUCGAGGGUUUUCAAACGGCGUUAACCGCUGGAGGUUCGUGAUAUACAAGAGACAGAACGUUUAGCGUCAUCUUCUUAAUGGCUCCUAGUUUCAAUUUCCAACUGACUGCUUGUUAUUUAGAGUCAAAGAUCAAUAGCUGUUGUCUGGCUGGACGACUCUAAAUGAUGGCGAACGCAAUGCUUGUAAAUGGGGAAGAAAGAAAGAAAGAAAGAAAAAGCUCAUCACGGCAUGUCAUCGAGUGUGUACGAGAACCUGUGCAUGGGGUAGUCGCAGCUUAACCCAAACUAUGCUUCUCUUGGGUUGAGAAAUACUUUUUUGCAUUAGCUCCGUUAGUUUCAUGACAUCAUAGCAAAUCAUGAUGCUACUCUUAAAGUAGAGCUGAGGGGGAUCACAAAGGAUUAUGGGACAUAUAUGUAAAGCGUAAGUAGUUCAUAGCGGUGUCCUCGUGGUCUGUUUAACUACAUGAAGCAUAUGAGGAACUUUAUCUCCUCCAUGACCACCAGAUCAUAGUUCAGUUUCUUCUAAGAAUAGCUGCAGGUGAAACAUUAACCUUACUGUACCAGGCACUUAAUGUCCCUGUAUGUUUAAAGACUCGAGGCUAUAUUUGAGGCCGGUUAUCGUCGUUACGCUAGGGCUAGUAGGUUUCUAUGGUGAUGUUUUGGAUUUUAAUUGUGUGUUCAUUUGAUUGAAUGACUUCUCGCCAAUGUCAGUAAACUAGUUAAUGAAUAAAUGGGUAUCCAGCUCGAACCAGUUCAAUUCCAGUGCUUUUUGUUUUCUGCUUUUGAAAAAUGUUGCACUAGGACAUGUAAGUCAUUUUUUGUGUGUGUGUAUGAAAUCAUACAAAAUACUCUGCCUGAUUUAGCAGCACAUGAUUUUUUUUAUCGUGUUGUUCCUGAUUUCCCAGCAUGCUGCUUUUCGUCUGUAUCGCCAGCUCACAUGGUUUGGCACUGUGCUUCCACCAAAGUUGAAAAAGUGCAUCUAUUAAAGUCUUCAUUAAGAAUAA